This is a messenger RNA of Funneliformis geosporum, 540 nucleotides long. The record is from the annotation of a GenBank genome assembly. NCBI's taxonomy places the organism in Eukaryota, Fungi, Glomeromycota, Glomeromycetes, Glomerales, Glomeraceae.
AUGCGAUCACAUCCUUACCAAUAUAAUGGAACCAUACCCGAAGCUAAAAAAGCCGGAGCAAUUGAUCGUUUAGAAAAUGGAGAAACAAAAUUAAAGUUGAUAACUUUAUUUCAAGAGAAUAUGAAUUAUAUCAAGUUAACAGAGAUACCACAUGCGAUCAACGAUGAAAUGCCAAAUAUUUUAACACAACACGAAAGUGGAAACGGUCAAGAAAUAAUUGUUCGACUAUCAGAACCAUAUCAAAAGAUGAAACAUGAUAUUCUACCCACAUUCAAUCGUGAUUCUGAUAAUGAUGAAAUGAAAGAAAAAUCAUCUAAAUAUCAGGUUCAUCAAAAUAUCGAACAAAAUGUUGAGGAAUGGUUAAAAAAACUACGAUAUAUUGAUGAUGAAAAGAAAGAUGAUACUCAAGAAUGUAAUGAUCAAAAGGAGAUAAAAGUUAAAGAAGUGGUUAAUUUACGCAUUAUAUUCGAUAAUGACGAUGAUAUGAAUUCUAUUUCCCCUUUACAAAGGGAUGUACUAGAAUUUUUAUUUAGGGAUUGA